GCCUGUCGAUCAGAAACAGAAAAUAUGCACGACUAGCGUAAACAAGAAAUACUGCCAACAUCAGGAGAUAGAAUCUCCACGAUCUCGAUUCCUGCCCGAUUCCUGGGAGAAAAAAGGGUAACCUAGUGAAUGGAAACCUUUCAAUUAGUUGGAUUUACUUUUUUAUAUUGUGGUAUUUUCCAAAAAAUAAGACUCGAUGCCUUUGAAUUGUUUACAAAAAUAUGAUGACGUCAGAAGGUCCUGGAUGGAAGCGAAUGGUGGUUCUGCUAGUUUUGGUGGUGGUGUAUUUGUGUGUGGGAGCCGCUAUCUUCAGUCAUAUCGAGGGCGAUCCAGAAAUAGAGAGACGCCUUCAGUUAGAAGCCUUCCUUAGAAACUUCAUAGGUAACCAUUCCUGUGUAAAACACGAUGACCUAAUCAACGUGCUAGGUCAAGUGGACCAAGAAUUUACGUUCGCUUUAAACACUCUACGUAACACGACGGUAUAUACACAGUGGGAUUUCAUUGGAGCUUUUUCCUUUGUUGUUACCGUGGUAACGACCAUAGGAUAUGGUAACUUGGCACCAAAAACGUACCCCGGUAAAGUGGCUCUGGUGGUUUACGCCCUCAUCGGAAUCCCCAUCACCCUCAUCAUGCUUAACUACCUGGGACAGCUCCUGACACGCCUCUCAACUAGGGUCAACAAGUGCAAACUAUGCUCGACAAAACCUUUGGUGAACAAACUGCUGAAUAUGGUUCUCAUUGUUACCUUGGGGCUCACCAUCUUGUUCAUCCUGCCGGCCUCUGUGUUCAGUUACGUCGAGGACUGGACUGUUUUGGAAGCACUGUAUUACUGCUUUGUGACUCUCAGUACUAUAGGAUUUGGGGACUAUAUAGCAGCUAUUUCAGAAAAUCGCAUUGGACACCGUGGUACGGGCGACCUGUAUAGGAUAGUGACGUAUAUCUGGAUCUUGUUCGGACUGGCUUACUUGUCCCUCUUAAUUAAUUAUAUCUCUAAUGUUUUCAUCAAAAAGGCCGAGGAAAUGGAGCGACUUACAAAAGAAAAGCUGGAGGCUGAAAUUUCUAGAUUACAACAAGAAUUAGCAAAAACUGGAAAAUCUGUGUGUAAGACAGCAGCAAACGUUAAAUCCAGCGUGAAAGGCAAAAUGUGGGAGGCGCCAUCUGGCAACAACAACGGCAUUGAUCAAGAAAGCGGAAGUGUAACUCUGCUCCGUAUAGCUCAGCUGGAGGAAACUUGAUUAUAUUUAUAGUGCAAUCCGUCCUUUGUAUUUGCGAGAGAGAGAGAGAGAGAGAGAAUUGAAAUGAAUCUGUACUUUCAAGUUAGUAUUAUAAGUGUAGAUAAAUAUGAAACAGUGAUCAAUAAA
Molecule: messenger RNA, 1361 nt
Organism: Saccostrea echinata
Lineage: Eukaryota; Metazoa; Mollusca; Bivalvia; Ostreida; Ostreidae
Product: potassium channel subfamily K member 16-like
Exons: 6
Coding region: 222-1235 (337 amino acids)
Biological process (GO): stabilization of membrane potential; potassium ion transmembrane transport
Cellular component (GO): membrane
Molecular function (GO): potassium ion leak channel activity
Source: RefSeq, a predicted model, not a curated record